Onychostoma macrolepis is the source of this 7522-nucleotide messenger RNA. RefSeq names its product tight junction associated protein 1 (peripheral) (gene tjap1). The transcript has 10 exons. Bases 640 to 2703 code for a protein of 687 amino acids. The record is from RefSeq and is a predicted model, not a curated record. Gene Ontology annotation, biological process: Golgi organization. Gene Ontology annotation, cellular component: trans-Golgi network. Lineage: Eukaryota; Metazoa; Chordata; Actinopteri; Cypriniformes; Cyprinidae.
UCUCAUCGCAGCAUUCCAGCACUCCGUGACGAGCAGCGAACGCGUCGCGUCGCGUCGAUUCCUGAGGAUUACCCGGCGUGCCCCGCGGGAAAGAUGGCGCUGGACGGGAGAAGAUGGAGAUAAACUUUAUCUGAAAUCGGGAACAGCGGUUAUCUACACCUGCGAUCCGUGGUAACGCUUCAACUCCUCACGGAGAGAUACCGGCGACAGGACGCGGGAUCGGCGAUCGCUUUUGACGGCGCGAGCGGCGGAGAGAUUUUAGCGGCCGUUAGCAAGUGUGUGUUAGCCAGCGAGGAGAAGAAGAAGAAGAAGAAGAAGAAGGAAAAGCGGGCAAAGUUUAUUCAGUUUCAGCAGGAGUCAAGAUCGAUCUACACCAAACUCUGGGUUUAACUGCGAAAAAUUCACUAACGCCAGGUCAUUGAUAGCCCUGAGGUUCACAUGCUGAACGGGGGAGGAGGAGCGGGAGGAAGAGGAGCGAGACGUGAGCUAGAUUGAGUUUCCUUGGCGACCGGAGGGACCCACUUGGGGCGAUGACUCUGGAGAAUGCAGCAUGCACACUUGAGAGCGCUCAGAGCCUGAGGACCUGUGAAUGAGGACACCACUGAAACCAACUCCAGUUUCAGGACUAACGGAUGGUGUAUGGAAGCACACGGAUCUCCCAGAAUGACGAGUGCUGCUCCUGCCCGGAAGCCGUACCGAAAGGCACCUCCACAGCACCGCGAGACGCGCCACACUGUGCCAGUAUUUCGAGAGGAUGUUAGCGGGAGUGCCUUGCCAUCCGCCAACCCUGCGCCGUCAGCCCAGUCUGACCCCUGCCAGGAGUCCUUAUCAGAUGCCGACAGGAUCAAGAUCCUGCAGCAGCAAAAUGAAGACCUCCGUCGCCGGCUCUCCCAGACUACUCAUAAGAUGGAGGAGAUGGAGACGGAGUUCGAAACCAGCCGACAUUACAUGCAAGCAGAGCAGGGUCGAACCAGAGACGACCUGGAGAAAAUGAGAGACAAAUUCAGAAGACUGCAGAACAGCUAUACGGCGUCUCAGAGAGCUAAUCAAGACCUGGAGGAGAAACUUCACGCCCUGCUCCGUAAAGUGGAAAGAGACAAGAAAACCAUGGAUCAAGAGAUAGUGGAGCUCACGAAUAAACUCGUGGAUGCCAAAAACACUAUCGACAAGCUGGAGGAACUGAAUGAACGGUAUCGGCAAGAUUGCAAUUUGGCUGUGCAGCUGUUGAAGUGCAAUAAAUCGCAUUUCAGGAACCACAAGUUUGCUGAUUUGCCAUAUGAGCUACAGGACAUGGUGAACAAGCACAUGAAGAGUAGCUUGCCUAACAAGACUCAGGGCUCUCAGGGAGCUCAAGCCCAGGAUCCUGACACCCUAAGCCUGACUCCCGCAGACGUAGUGCCCACUUCAGUGAUUGCUCGUGUUCUUGAGAAGCCGGAGCCCCUGGUGCUCAACUCAGCCCAGUCUAGUAGCAGUGCAGGUCGGCCAGUGGCUGAAGAUGUGUUUGUACACGUGGACAUGACAGGACCCCAAGACGACGGUGGAGGGCGUGAAAACGGGGGUCCUGUUCAUGCCAGGCCUCCCGCGGGAGCUGGUUCUGAUCAGCAGCAUGUAAACGGCAUGUGUCGAAGCCAGGGCAGCCUGGAUGGUCCAACAGGAGAAGAUGGGCCAGCCCCUUCUUUUGAGAAGUUGAAUCCUUACCCAGCACCUCCACCACCAAACCCGCUGUACCCUGGUCGCAAAGUGAUCGAGUUCUCCUCCGAUGAAAAAGUCAAGAUUCCCAAGAACAGUCCACUGCCCAAUUGCACCUACGCUACUCGUCAGGCCAUUUCUCUUAGUCUUGUGCAGAAUGAAGAGGAGGCAGCUGAGCGCCAGCGCACCGUGCCCAAUAGCCCUGCUGUGUCUGAUGGGGGUUGGCGGUCUGGGACCUCCUCAUCUUCUGGUGGAGGGCAUGCUUCUCACCAGCGCACACCUCCACAGAUGGAUGCUACGGACACCCUCUCCAGUCAUUCAAGUCCCUUUAGCAGCCCCCCUCAGCCCCCGAGCGCCUUUGCGAGCUCUGGUAGCUCAGAGGAGGACCUACUGGCCAGCUGGCAGCGAAUGUUUGUAGAAAAAAUGGCACCAUCCACAGAAGGCUCCCUUGUCAACCGCACAUCCUUCAGCAGUGAGACGGUGAAAGAUCUCCAAAGUCACAAUGGAAAAUCAGGAGUAGGGGCUCUGAGAGGUGCUUACUCUGAUGGCGAGGAGGGAUCCUCGGCCCAGAGCUGGACAGCAAGUAGAGAGUCCAGUUUGGAUACAGACACCAGCAGCAUGGCAGACCUCCGGGCAAAAAAGACUCAAUACGGUGGUGACUUUUCCCAGGAAGAGGGAGAGCACCUACUGAUGGCCCUUGAUCCACUUGACAAUGAUGGUGCUAGUGGUGACACCAUGGUCACCAUUGAGAGCAGUCCGGCCUCUGCUAAGCGUCAAGAGUUUGCUGAAGAUGCUGGCUCUGCAGGAAGUUCAGCUGAGGAGCGAGAUAUCCUGCCCCAGGACUUUCCUGUCAUCGGCUCAAGAGUCCUAGCUCCCCUUGAGGACUAUGCAGACAAGCCCCCUCGGACUGGCUCCUCGCGACCUCUGAAGAGCCCCAAGAGAAUGGGGGUUCAUCACUUGCACCGCAAAGACAGCCUUACCAGAGCUCAAGAGCAUGGAAACUUGCUGGACUGAGACUUCCAGGCUUAUUCUUCUCUUCUUUUUUUGACCUUGAGUGCUCUUCGUCUUACUAGCAAUCUCUAGGCAUAGCAGCAUACGACAAGCGGAAGGGAUCGGAUCAGCAUUGCUGUAGUUAUCCCUGAUCAUGCUGCUGUUGCUGAGGCAUCAUUGUAACUCUUCUGUCCUCUCUCUCUGAGGCUUGGGGCUCUUUUAUCUGUGGAACCUAUGGUAUUGAUGGCAUCCGUGGUGAAGUACUUCAGCCAGUCCGGCCAGACGGUGCUUCAGGGAUCGCACGAGAAUGUCAUAGUCUGAAUUAAGGUGAUUUUUACCAGUCCAAGACUUGAUUCUGUUUGAUGUGACAUGAUUGAGUGGGCAACAGCAGGACAUAGCCAUACCAUUACACUUCUGUAAGAGAAAGAGUUCUUCAGAGGUGACAUUAGGAACGAUCCCUGUUGCACUGUACAGACACAGAACAUUUGCUUUUGCCCUCGGGUGAGAGUUUUCUACCCAGAUAAUGAUAUCUAUCCAGUAUCCCAGCGCAAGUCCUUUGUUACGGGAGAUUGGGAUGGCACCAAAUGGCCACAGCUUCACAGAUACCACUGUGUCAGGCAUUCUGCUGGCUGAAGCAGAUUAAAUGUAAUCUAUGGGACUCUCUUGUCAAUUUUCAGUGCCUAACCCUUGCUCUGACAGAGGGGGCUCUCCAUCACCCUUUAAAAGAACAUCUUGUUCCUUUAGCCUGCUUUUAGUCAUCAUAAACUGAGAGGAUGCUUCACCUCCAGUUCUCAGUUACCUCUCUUCAUUGAUCUACCACUGUAUUUCAACACCCAACCUAAAGACAGCUUUUGUACUUUAAUCAUUUGAAUUUCAUUUUGAUGUAUUCGGUAUAUGUUUUAAUGAUCAAGUAUACUUCCUGAUUUUCAUUCUCAUCUGUUUUGUUUGACUAAUGGUAUUUAAAACCGAUUAUGAUUUUAAGUAAAUAUAUAGAGUUUUGUGUAUUUAUUUGUCUUUUGCUGGUCUAAAGUGUCCCAUUACUUCCCUCAAAGCAGUUAAGCACUUGCAGAAGUGUGUAAGGUUACUGAAUCCUGUCAUGAAAUGAGACGGUAUACAAUCCCUUUUACACAUUAGUUGUUACACUGUAAUACAUUAGAAAUUCAACCCAAACAGUGCUGUUUGGCAUUUUAAAUAUUUAAUCCAAUUUUUUUGUUUCUUUUUCAAAGGUCAGUAUUUAAGAGUAAAAAAGCCUUGCUGAAACGUUAAAAUGUGUAUUUCAUGUCCUCCAAAUCAGAGAUGUAUUAAUGUGACCCCUUGCUGCUGACGGCACAAAUUGCCUUUCAGAGGGCAUAUUAAUAUUUCAAAGCUAUGCAUAUAGUACUGUGUAAAAACACCACAAAAACUUAGCAAAGCUUUCUCUCUGUUAUGACGACAUUACUGACUUCUAAAUAAAAAAAAAAAAACGAUGAGCUAAAAAGCUGAAAUUUCAACCAGAAACAUGCCUUUGUUAGAGUACUGACAAGAACACAUUAUUUCGAUGAUUGUUGGUUGUUUGUUCUUUUUAAACCCUGAUUUCAAGAAAAGCCAUGUUUUGAUCUCAACGAAUGUAAUCAUCUUUAUGUAGCAUCCGUUUUCAUUGGUUCCUUAUUAUUCUUUAGCUGAUGCUAAUGCUGUAUGUAUUUUAAGGGGACUGUGCAUCCCGCCAUCAUUUGGUGUGUUUUUCUGUGUGUAUUUGUGUGUUAAAUCUUGAUUUCUCAUGAUUAUGGAUGAUCAAUCUGUCCAGCAGAUGCUUUGUACAAGUCGGUUUUUUUUUUUUCUGUGCCGAGUGUUCCCGUCUUAAAUUUCAGUCGUUUCAUUUCAAAUAGCAUUUUAACAUUUAUCAGCUUUUCUCAAACAAUACAAGCAUCCUGAUUCUUUUGUUUUGAUAAAUAUAUUUUAGAGACGAUUAAACUCUGUGUUGCCUUUUUAAGUGCUUGCUUUGUGCUUUUUAUUUGCAAUACGUUUGACCAGUCAUUAUCCAGAUGUCCCACCCUGGGUCAAGUACUUCAUGCAGUAUUGUACUUUAAAAAUCAAGUGUAUUUUUUUUAGAAACUGGGCACAGCAUGCCCUCCACCCUUACUCACUUGAGACAUUUACCCUACAGGUGAUACGCAACAGUAUUCUUCAUGCAUAAGAGUAUGUUGCAUACUUACGAUCUUUAGGAUUUGUCUUUUAUUCAUGAACAUAUCAGCGAGUCAGAAGGUACAGCAGCAUGCAUUACAUUUUAACGGUAUUCCUGGAAGGACAUCAGACUUUUGUAAAACGCUUGCUGUAUAUAUUCACCUCAUAGCUGGUCUGCCACAGCACUCCUUUCCCUGAAUAAUUCAGCUAUAUUUUCCUCAGUGAAGGGCAGAAUGUGCGAUCGAAGGGCUCCCAAGUCCACACUUACUCUUCUUCUCUUACACUUUGGUCUUCGUAUGUAGUUAUCAGUCUUGCGCUGCAAUAUACGGGAGUACCAUUAAUAGCCCAUGAUUAAUUGAAGUGUAACUACCCACCAUGCUGAAUAAUUAAUAUUUUAUCAUGUUCUAAAAUAGUUCUGUGAUGCUUUAAAGAGACAGAGUACAGCCCAUCAGGGUCUUGCAUGACGAAAUAGACUCUCUUAAAUAUUUCAGUCUCGUCAGAUGUUACACGGACCGCAGGUCAUGCAAAUAAAUAUAAAAAAGACACGACAAUGGUCAGAAUGUGCAAUACACCGAGUGCAUAAAUAGGCUUUUCUCCUCUGCUCUCAUGCAACUUUAAUAACUCAAAUUUAAUUGCACGCAUAAGAGACGUCGUGCACAUCUUCUUUAAUCCAAGGUGACCUUCUGGCAUGCUGUGCGCAAGUCAUUCAAAAAAUCUUUGCUGAGAAAUCUAAGAAAUGAAAACAAUUUCAAGGUUAUGCUCCAACCAACACUCCAAUCCGCCUUCUGCCCAAAGCUGACGUCUCUGCGAUGGAAAAACAUAUUCACGUUAUCUCCUCUUUAACCUUCAAGACGGUGCGUAAUCUGCGCUCCUUUUGCUUUGAUCUGUGAAUGUUUUUAUUCAUCAGUAGGCCAACUUUCAUGUAGCCAUCAACAAAAUGUAAAAUGUCAAGGCAAAUUAAGUCUGAAAUUAGCCCUUUUUAAGUGAAAAUUGACCCCGUUUACUUUAAUACACAUUCCUGGUUUUACUGUCGCGGUAAUCUUUCAUCAAAAUGUAAUUAGCUCGCUGCCCGUUUACAAUGACUCUCGUUGUUAACCAAGAGCUAUCGUUAAGCCCUAGUUUAAGCAUUGAUUCAACAAACUCGCAUUCAGGUUUCAUUCACCCAAUCAAUUCCUGAUUAAUUAAAUGCCCUUAAUUUUGUUGUUGAAUAUCCUAUUUCACUUGAAAAUGUCUUGGAAGUCAAAUUAGUUGUGCUUCAUGUUUUGUAGAGUCUUGAAAUUUCAUUGUUAGUUGUAUUUUAUUUUAUUAAACCUCUGUUUUUGAAGUUUAAGUUGUAAGUUUUGUGAAACUCGAGAUGUCCUGAUGCUUUAACAUGGUGGUGGAAUUUCAUUGAUUAUGAGAGGUGCAAAAAAAAAACAGUUUCACGUUGAUGUUGGCUUGCACAAUCCCAUCUCAGAUGUGUGCAUUCUUACAGUUUGUCUUCUUAAUUUGUCCAUAAUUCCUCAGACAGAUUUCUGGUGCAUACCUUGUCUUAUACAUGUGCAACUGUAGCAACAUGGUGCUUUUUUUCCUGGUCAUACUGAAAUUUUUUUCCUGGUCAUACUGUCAUUUUGAUCCCCCUCCUCAUGCAGUGUGAUUUAAAGAAAUUUAAACUUUACUUGAUCAGGUAAAGCUUCCAUGGUUGUGUAGAUGUUCCAUGCACAGAUUUUUCCCUCAAAAAAAAAAAAAAAAAAUUCUUAUGACUGGACUCAUUUUAUUUUCUGAAUUUGUAAACUGAUGUAUAUUUUAAAAGAAAUAAAACUAUUUUAAACAAUUGUUUUGAACUGUACACUUUUGCAGUGUCACCUCCAGGAUUCACAGAUGUGUUUUUUCCUGUCGUAUGACGUCAGUCUAGCCGUGGAGCAGUAGUGAUGAGGCAGGAGUGCCCGCUGCUGGUCGUGAGAGUCCGGUGCUCAUCAGUGGGUGGAUACGAGCACCUAGCAACAGUGUGCCAACAGUCCUUAGUUGUAAUUGUCAAAACAAUUACAGGCACUAAUUAGGGUCAGCAAAGCAUAUCAACAGAGCUGACGAGAACUAUUUGCCGUUUUGUCUGACAGUUUUCAGGAUAAUUGCAUAAAUUAACACCUCGAGACUUUAAAAAAGCAGCAUCAUUUAAAAAAAAAAAUUACUUUCCUCCUGUGAUUCAUUUAUAAUUCUAGUCAAGUUUUUGUGCCAGAACUGUUAUUUGUCAUUAUUAUCUUUUCAUUCCUGCAUUUAAAUAGGCUGUUGCCCUCUUUGCAUGUGACACUGGCAACAGAGCUUGUUCAGGGUGCAGAUCUGCUGGUUUUAUAAAAUCUCCAUUGCAUUGUGAGAUUCACAAAAUUAUAUCCUUGCAUUUUUGCAAAAUCUCACAAGCAAGUGUGCUGUUGUGGUAAAUAUCAGCACAGUUGUGAUUGCACAAUUGUGAAUGUGAUAAUGAUUGUAUAUAGGCUACAGUGGUGUCGCUAGACCAUUUUACUGGAAUAUUAAUGAUAAAUCUUUGCAAUGCUUACAUAUUUUCUGUAAAUGUGAGAGACUUCCACUUUAUUAACCACUAUAGGUAGGUAAAUAGAAGAAAAUUGCAAUAAUUGGUAACACUAUUUGCACUACUAACCAGUGUGUUUUAUGACUACUACACUGUUAAAAAAAAAAAAAAAAAAAAGUU